CGUCUCUUCAUUGGGCAGAAUUUAUGGACCCUGCAGCGCCCCCAUUCCUUCUAUAAAUAAACCCUAACCCUAAAUUUGCAAUCUCCCAAACCCUUCUUCCCCAAAAUCAAUCAAUCAAUAAUGGCGAUAAUCAACUCCACAUUGCCUUUAAUACUCCUCUCUCUCACCGCCGCCGUCGUCGCCGCCGUCCCGGCGAGUCCUGCCGCCAGCUUUAUCCGGUCGUCGUGCCGCGCCACCACAUACCCCGCCGUCUGCGUGCAGUCGCUCUCCACCUACGCCGGCGCCAUCCGCGGCAGCCCCCGGCAGCUGGUGGCGACGGCUCUGUCGGUGAGCGUGGAGAGGGCGAGAGCCACGGAGGCGUUCGUCCACAGGCUGACCAAAUUCCGGGGGCUUAAGCGGCGGGAGUACGCCGCCAUUAAAGACUGCUUGGAGGAGGUGAGCGACAGCGUGGACCGGCUGAGCAAGUCGGUGGCGGAGCUGCAGAGAAUGGGCCGGGCCAGGGGCCCGGAGUACACGUGGCACCUGAGCAACCUGCAGACGUGGGUGAGCGCGGCGCUGACGGACGACAGCACCUGCGCGGACGGGUUCUCGGGUCGGGCGCUAGACGGGCGGAUAAAGAACUCGAUCCGGACCCGGAUGACUCAUGUGGGUCAGGUGACAAGCAAUGCUUUGGCACUGUGCAAUAAGUACGCCGGAAACUAUUAAUCAGACUUCACCCUUUUUUUUUUUUUUCUUUUUUUUUUCAUGUGUGUGGGUAAUAACGUUGUUCCGUAUGGUAAUGACAAUUUUGUAAGAUAUAUAUAUAUAUAUAUAUAUUUGGAGUAUAUAUGUAAUGUAAGAGAAUGUUUGUGUGAAAGGGCAGUUAUGUAAUAUUACACGAGGCAGCCGAUAUAUCCUGAUAUUUGUCCGUCCUGCCAAAUGAUUGCAGCACGGUUAUACUUA
Messenger RNA from Andrographis paniculata, 942 nucleotides. Its product is annotated as 21 kDa protein-like. Gene Ontology annotation, molecular function: enzyme inhibitor activity. Gene Ontology annotation, biological process: negative regulation of catalytic activity. The coding region runs from base 121 to 705 and encodes 194 amino acids. The record is from RefSeq and is a predicted model, not a curated record. The transcript has a single exon. Lineage: Eukaryota; Viridiplantae; Streptophyta; Magnoliopsida; Lamiales; Acanthaceae.